Rhopilema esculentum is the source of this 1029-nucleotide messenger RNA. Its product is annotated as adenosine receptor A3-like. The record is from RefSeq and is a predicted model, not a curated record. Gene Ontology annotation, biological process: G protein-coupled receptor signaling pathway. Gene Ontology annotation, cellular component: membrane. Gene Ontology annotation, molecular function: G protein-coupled receptor activity. Lineage: Eukaryota; Metazoa; Cnidaria; Scyphozoa; Rhizostomeae; Rhizostomatidae.
AUGAGCAUUACGAACCGAUCGCUCAGCGUACACAGAUUCUGUCAAGACAUAGAUGAUUUGCAAGUCAUACUCUCAGUAAUUCUAUCACCAAUAAAUUUUAUUGGAAGUGCCAUAGUAUUAAGAGCCAUUCAUGCCACUCCGGAGCUUCGGAAGAUAAGUACCUUCAGGUUCAUCGCAAACCUAACGAUUUCUGAUAUUAUGCUCUCCAUAACGGCAUUUCCACUGAUAAUCGUGAUCAGGCAUUACCCUGACCUGGCUGGCUCUCACCUCACACAUACACGUAAUGCCUAUAGGUUUUUUUUCGAUACCAAACGUUUUGUCAGUGUAUUUACUCUCAUCAGCCUAUCUGUCGAUAAAGUUCUUGCCUGUGCAUUGCAUCUCAAAUACAACAAUCUUUUCACGCCAUAUGGCACGUUUACCUUGCUCGGAGUAAUAUGGGCUGUCUCUCUUGGCAUUGGUGCUUCGAACUGGGCAGUUAAGAGUGAGUACUUUCCUGGAGGUACAUGCCAGCCUGUUAAGGCUGUCUUGGACGUCACAGAAGCAUUGCUUGUGCUAGUCUGCUUCGUGAUCAUAUUUGCCAGCAAUUUGUACCUGAUGAUACUCAGCAAGGCCCAUCAGAAACAGGACCGGGAGCAAAGACGGGAAACGAAUUCAAGGACCCGCAAGAUCUAUGACCAUUACAAAUCGCUCAAGUCUCUUAUUCUUCUGUUAUGCAUGUUCGGUAUUGGGCUUCUGCCACUGAUAUGUUACUUCCUCAUACAACAACUCGCUAAAUGUGACACGUACACGUGUACAGCCGUUUGGGAGUACCUGAACAUUCUGCAUUAUAUCGACCUAAACACAAGAUUCAUCAUUUACUGCUGUCGAUUCAGGUCUUUAUUCAGGUUUGCGCACAAAAUCGUGAGCUGUGACCGGCUAAGGCGGGUAAGAGUCGCUCCGGAAACACCAGAAAACCGUAAACAAGAAAACGGACAAAUCACUAUGGUCGACGAAAUGCCAAUUGGCAAAGGGAUAUCUUCCACUAAAUGA